Molecule: messenger RNA, 3037 nt
Organism: Blepharisma stoltei
Lineage: Eukaryota; Ciliophora; Heterotrichea; Heterotrichida; Blepharismidae
Source: the annotation of a GenBank genome assembly
AUGGAUUCCCCACUAAAUCUAGUAGAUUUUUAUGACUCACGAGGAGUUGGAUAUUAUUUGGACUAUAGAACUUCUCAGCUUAGCAGCUCUCAAGCACUAGGGCAGCCUGAUUUAUGCUACUUUAUAUGUGAAACCCGCAGACCUGGGCUUAUUAAAUACCUAAAAAAAUCCUCCACAAAGGCUUAUUAUCAUUUUGUAUAUGGCCUGAAUACGUCAUCUUCUGAAAAUAUCCAGAAUUAUUUAAAAAGUUUUGAAAAAACCAUGAAAAAAUCCAAAUGAAAAAUUUCCACGAUGUAUUAUUGUGUUUAUGAUUUAUUUUCUAAAUUUGACUUACGAAUUGAAAUAACUGGCACGGCGGAGACCCAUUAUUUAAUUAACUGUCAGUCUAAGAGGAUCCAAGCUGGAAAUAUACAUUGGCAAGGAGCUUAUGUGAGCUCUGUUUUAAGAUUUUUAUAUACAGAACCUAUCCCUGGUUCAAGGCUUUUAGAUGGUCCACUAACUGUAAAUGAGGUAGAAAAUUUCGUUGAAAUUUCAGCUCAGUUUUUAGAUAGAGUUGGAUUUGUGAUUGGUGAUAAUAAUGAUACAUGCAAAUAUAGAGAAAACUUGCUAUUUGCGAAAUUUAGUAAUUAUUUAUUGAAAUAUAAAAGGUUUAAGCAGCAUAUAUCUGUUUAUAGUAAAUAUGAUAAUGUUUUUGCUAUAUAUAAAAAUAUAAUGUUAUUAUUAGAAAUGCGGAUAACUCAUUUUUCAGAAAACUCAGCCAAAAAGACCCAAUGAUGGUUUUUUACUUAUGCAAGUCUUAUAUUAAGCUUAGACGGUUUGAAGAAAUCAUUGACAUCACGACCUGCCAAAUUUCUAUAACCCCAUUCGCUUUUCCUUUAUAUUUUUUAAAAGCUUAUGCCCAUUAUAGGCUAAAUGAAUAUAAAGAAGCAAGAAGUAUUUUACAGUACUUAAUAGAGCUGAAUUUAGAAGUUUUUUGCUUCUGGGAAUGCUUAUGUUGGUGCUAUAUAAAGGAAAAAAAAUAUGAGGCAGCAUUUUUAUGCUUGAAUUGUUUUCCGAUCUAUGAGUCUGAGCAAAAAAAUAAGGCUGAUUAUCCUACAGAUGAUGAGCUUAUGAUUCCUCAAAAAAUACCGACAAGCAGUGCGUGGAAUAUUUGGAAUAGGCCGCUGAGGUUUGAUUUUAAGACAAGUGAUGAUACAAAGCCUUGAACUAGCAGUGAAGAAGGCUCGUUAGAAAGGUUAAAAUCAUUGCAGUCAGCUAGAUUAACCCAUUGUGAAAAGAAACUAUAUAUGCUAUUUAUAGUGAUUAAAAAUUUUUUGGAUACUUUUUAUUUUAUAUAAAAAUAAUAGCUAUUAGAAGAUUUUAAAUGCUGAAAAUGUGCAUAAAAUUUUAGUUUAUAUGGAAAAACAUGUGGAAUGAGAAAACUUGUUAAAAUUUAAAAAGAAACUUUUUAUGCAGAAUAAUGGUGAAAUUUAAAUAGGAACACUUCAUGAAAGAGAUAAGUUUAGUAUGACUAAUAUAAGCAGCCAAGAAAUUCUUAGGAGAAAUGUAUCAUUAGCCACUUCGGAUUUUGAUACAAUUGGGCUGGAAAGUGAAAUUCAGACGGAAGGAAUUUAUGAUCAAAAUUUUUAUGGGUCAGCCAUUACACCCCGUGAUUAUUUUAUAACUCCAUCAAAUGAUAAUCGUCUAGCCCAUUUAAUGCACCCUUCUAUGAGGACAGUCUCCAAAAAACUCACUGAUUUGCUUAGCUAUAUGUACCUAGACCUCAAAGCUCUCUACGAAUGGCAAAAACAAGCCGCAGAAUCAGAUGCCUUGCAAGACCAAAACCGACGUAAAUUUUAAAUAGCUUCCACUCUAACAAAUAAAGGAGAAAUUUGAAUUAGAAGAGGAGCCCUAGCAGAAAGAAUGCAAAGAUCAAGACUAGCAGAAAGAGCUUAUAGGCAUGUCCUGGAUUCUGGAUUUUCUUUAUAUGCACUAUACAGAUUAAUGAAGCUUAACGUAAGAAGCGGAAACCCGAAAUCUGCUGUAUCCUGUAUUGUGCAAAUCCUUAAACAAAUAGAAAUAGAAAAAUUUAUAUUUGACACAGAAUUUCUUCCACCCUGGCUAGGGAUGAUUUUAGCUGAAAUUUGUAGCUCGUGUGGAUAUAGACAGCUGUAUUCACUUGCAGUGGAAACUGAGGGGAAUAAUUACCCUAUUUUAAUGAGGUCUAUAGAUUAAUUCUAAUGAGUAUCUUGAGAUUAUUUCAGCACUGCCAGCUCUAAAGCUUAAAAUUGCUGUGGAGAAGCAUCCAUCAAGACCACUAUAGCAUAUAGGGCUUCCCCUUGAGUAGCCCGAUAACGGGCUGGCUUCAUCACGUUAUCGGGCUAUUCAAGGGAAAGCCCUAUAAAAUAUAGUUAGUGACACUGACUAUAUAUUUGGUGUCAUCAGCUAAAUUUAACCGUGCUUAGGGUCCAAGAGCCUGAUGAGCCACCUAAAGACGGCAAGUUAACUCAGUUGCUGUAAAAAAGCGUUGCCAAGCUGUGCUAUAGCAGUAGAGACUCUAUAUUUGGUAAAGUCUGUCGGGGAGGCUUAGCCAGACACUUUUUUGGCAACCCUUAGCUGUCUGCAUCUUUUCUAUAGAAUUUUCCCAUAGAUGGCGCUGUUUGCCCUUGCCCACUGAAAAUAUUUUUUGGUUUGACUAAACCGUAUGGUUCUAGUCGAACCAACAAAUUUUCCCAGUGGGCAAAUCAAGGGCAAACUGCGCCAUCUAUGGGAAAAUUUCUAUAUCUGAAGACAGGAGACAGGCUGACGUCCCGAAUUUUUCUUCACUUCCUAUACCUUCACAUUCUGAAGUGGUGUAUCACCUAUGGGCCAAUGCAAAAAACAUCUUUUGUGAUGAUAUCCCAAUUAAGAAGAAAAUCCAUUUGCUCUCUCUAAAAGUAUGGGAUCCAUACCUAGGUUGGAUCAGCUUAUCAGUCACCUAUUACUCGCCAUCUUUAAAAGUAUGAGGUCUUUAGAAGCUUUGAAAUAUUGGAAUACGGAUGGAUCACAUAAAAAAUAG